CAGCUCAGUCUGCACGGAGGGGCCGUGGCAGAGGAAGGGCUCAGGGCAGGCUCUGCUGCUCAGAUCACCAUGUACAGCUUCAUGGGUGGUGGCCUCUUCUGUGCCUGGGUGGGGACCAUCCUCCUGGUGGUGGCCACGGCAACAGACCACUGGAUGCAGUACCGGCUGUCGGGGUCCUUCGCCCACCAGGGCCUGUGGCGGUACUGUUUGGGCAGCAAAUGCUACCUUCAGACAGAGAGUAUCGCAUACUGGAAUGCCACCCGGGCCUUCAUGAUCCUGUCAGCCUUGUGUGCCACCUCCGGCAUCAUCAUGGGCAUCCUGGCCUUCGCUCAACAGCCCACCUUCACCCGCCUCUCCCGGCCCUUCUCUGCCGGCAUCAUGUUUUUCGCCUCCACCCUUUUUGUCCUGCUGGCCUUGGCCAUUUACACGGGAGUCACCGUCAGCUUCCUCGGCCGUCGCUUUGGGGACUGGCGCUUUUCCUGGUCUUACAUCCUGGGCUGGGUGGCCCUGCUCAUGACCUUCUUUGCAGGGAUUUUCUACAUGUGUGCUUACCGGAUGCAUGAAUGUCGGCGCCUGUCCACUCCCCGCUGAACCCAAAUGUAUCCCCCAACUUCAUCAUGAUGUUAAAGUGAGGUCACUGAAGAGGAAAGGGAGGGUCUAGAGGCCUGAAGUUCUGGUUCCUGGGGAGGUUAAGAGGCUCAGUCCUGGAAUCUGGGUGGGGGCCCUGACUCCCGUGUCCUAAGGGGGAGGGAGGAAGAAUAGGGUCUUGUGGGAGAGAGUUGAGAAGACCCAAGCCCCCGUCUGCCAGGCAAGUUGUUAGAAAAAUGAAAUAUUUAUUAGAGCGGCUUUUGGGGCAUAAUAAAACUGAUGUGAAACUA
Galeopterus variegatus (Sunda flying lemur) is the source of this 878-nucleotide messenger RNA. RefSeq names its product lens intrinsic membrane protein 2, 19kDa (gene LIM2). Gene Ontology annotation, cellular component: plasma membrane. Gene Ontology annotation, molecular function: structural constituent of eye lens. The record is from RefSeq and is a predicted model, not a curated record. NCBI's taxonomy places the organism in Eukaryota, Metazoa, Chordata, Mammalia, Dermoptera, Cynocephalidae. The transcript has 5 exons. Bases 70 to 591 code for a protein of 173 amino acids.